This is a messenger RNA of Hydractinia symbiolongicarpus, 1810 nucleotides long. RefSeq names its product F-box/LRR-repeat protein fbxl-1-like. Gene Ontology annotation, molecular function: protein binding. The transcript has 4 exons. Bases 51 to 1787 code for a protein of 578 amino acids. Gene Ontology annotation, biological process: SCF-dependent proteasomal ubiquitin-dependent protein catabolic process. NCBI's taxonomy places the organism in Eukaryota, Metazoa, Cnidaria, Hydrozoa, Anthoathecata, Hydractiniidae. Gene Ontology annotation, cellular component: SCF ubiquitin ligase complex. The record is from RefSeq and is a predicted model, not a curated record.
UUACAUCUAAUAUUUGUAUGUUUUAGUAAAAAAAAGACUAGUUAAUUAAUAUGUUUCACCGAAGAGUUCGUCAUGUUACACCUGGAUUAAUGUUCUAUGGCUUGCAUCGCAAUUUUUCAUCAGAUACAGAUGAUACUGACUAUGAACCUGGAGUAGAAGAGAACGAAGUGUCAUGGAAGAGUGGUAACCAUAUGUUCUUAUCUACAAGAAAAAAGAAAAAGAAACAGAUUUCGUCAUCCUCGACUGACAGCACAACUGAUGAGGAACCAGUAAAACGAAAUCAAGCUGAAAAAAGAAAAGUAUCCACCCUUAACAAUAGAAAGUCAAGGGUGAGAAGAAAGAUUCGAAGGUUUGGUGAUAUUGAGCGAUAUUCACAGCAAAUGUCUGACUCCAGUGACUCUGAUUUCCAUCCAAAUCCUGACGGAAACUCUAAGCCAAACAGAUCGAAAAAGAAAGAGAAACAACUGUUAGAAGAAAACCCACCCUUGGAAGUUGUAGAAGUGGUGCAUCCGUGCCCACCCAGUGACCAGACUUGGUCAAUUUUACCAAGUGAAAUACUAACAAAGAUAUUUCGUUAUGUAUGUGACGGUGAAAAUAAAGGAGUGAAGUAUGUGUGUGGUUGCGCGCAAGUAUGUCGACAUUGGAAUAACACAGUAGUCCAACCAGUCAGCUGGAGAAAUGCUGACUUGGCUUUUAUGGGUGGAAAUGAAAACGCAAAAGAUUGUUUGUUAGAUGAACUUGUGAAAACCAAAUUUCGAGACUUAGAGCACUUGUCUUUGUCAGGAUGGCUGUACCUUACAAAUGUCGGUAUUGAAAGUAUAGCCGACCAUUGUUCAAGGUUAAAGUCGCUAAAUAUAUCUCACUGUCAGAAAAAGUCUAUUGCUAAGAUUUCUGGAUCGUCGUUGGUUCUACUUGCUGAAAAGUGUUCUUUGGAGAGAAUCAACAUAUCGAAUCUUAGAAUUCCAACUGUGUAUGCAAAAAGCGUGAUAAAUGUGAUCGAAAUUCGUCGAGACAAGCUUACACAUUUGAACUUCUCUGGAAAUAUUGGUUUGGGCUCAGCAGUAUUGACUAUGAUCAUUAAGCAUUGUUGUGAGUUGAAAAGCCUUGAUGUCUCAAACACUUCUGUGAGAAGUGUAUCAUUUUCCGACUUCCAGGAUUCAUGUCCGAAAUUAGAAGAACUCUAUUUAGCUAAUUUAUUUAUUGAGCCGAAAAAUUCAUCGAAGCAUUCGUUCUGUGGUUUUAAGCAAAUGGUUGUAUGCAGUGUUGCAAAAAGAGGUGCUAUGUCGUGGCUUACGGAUUCUAUUUUAGUGAACAUGUUACAAGAAUCCAAACUUUUAACCAUACUGGACAUGCGCGGAAAUUCGAACAUCAGUCAAAAAGGACUGGAGUUAUCGUCUGAUCGAUUAGAACGUUUGUAUAUGUCGAAAUGCAGUUUGAACGAAAUCAUGAUUAAAACUAUCUGUGAGAGGUGGAAUAAAACACUCUGGGAUGUCGAUUUUUCAUGGACUGAUAUUUACGACUCCGAUUUUGAUGAUUUGAUUGCAUGCUUAUUGACAGGACACAAUGUGUGCACACAAAUCGCGCAUUUUGAUGUUUCUGGUACUUCUAUCAGUGACAGUGGUGUGAAAAUAAUUGUCACGGUAUGUCGCGAACUACGCUCUCUUAAUCUGACGUCUUGUCGCGGUGUCUCGCGAGGUAUCAAGAGACAUCAUCUUGGCGUAAAACAAAUAAAUAAACUGCGACAAUUUUCAAUAAUAUUUAUUUCAGUUUUUAAUAAUAAAAAAUAAAUUAACAAAAUAAUAAUACACAA